AUGUCGCAACGGCCGUCACCGACGCCGCCGCGGCCGGACGACGAGUGCCGCCGCGAUGGCCACGGGUCGCCGGCCGACCGGUCGUCCACCGGCGUGCAGCCCGCGAGACGGUCGAGUCGCGCAUCGCCCGGACCCGACGAGCACGCCAGUGGCCGCGAAGACCUGCAGCAGCAGCAGCCGACAGUCGUCACUUGCCGAGCGGACGUCGACGUCGGACACUUGCCACGACCAGAGCACCGGAGCUCGUCAACCAAAAUUAGACAUGAGAAACUUAGACAAAUCCACACUGCUGAUUUUGUGUUGGCCUAUAAAAGACGACGGAAAUCUAUGGUUAAAGAGGACGGCAGUAAACUAGACGAUGAAACCGAAAGACAACGGUUUUACAAUGAAUUGCGAGCACAAGGGAUACUGGUGAAUGUCGACGAUGAUCCAACGUGUUCACUAGAUGCGGGCCGAACGUCUUUUGCUUUGCUACAGAUGUCCCAGCGACUCCUAAGAUGCCGGUGCAAAUGUCACACUACCAGUGAAAAUAAUGGCGAUCUUAGUGAGGACGAACCAACCAAUCCCAAAGACGUUAAUCAUCAACAGCAUUCAAAUGAAAAUUUAAAUCUCGAAAAAUUAACAUCAGCCCAACGGACUCAGAUCGUGUGGCAAAUCAUACUCCGAAUAGGAUUCGAUAACACGCGAGACGCACGCGUAAUAAGCCUUGAAAAGCUUCUUGAGGAUGGUAUAUUUACUGCCGCGUAUCCAGUGCACGAUGGCAAUAUUAAGCUCGGCGAGGAGGAAGAUCCGAACAACAUGAACGAUAGACGGAUUCUGUACGAAGAAUGGGCAAGACCUGGAUUGAUCAUUCCCCGUCAAUUGAAAUCGGACGAAAGGAUUACUGCUUUGAUCCGGAAAUACUACGGCAUACCUGUAGCCGUUUACUUUUCUUGGCUUCGGUACUACACCGUGUGGCUAGUGGGUCCUGCCAUAGUUGGUCUGGUGUGGUUCCUGUACGGGUUGAUAACGACGCGCAGCGAUGUACCAACCCAGGACAUUUGUGAUCCGAAAUCACCAGUGGCCGAAUGGAUUUUAUGCCCGACCAGACAGUGUGAAGCUGGUUUUUGUGGCUUCACUCGAGUACUUGACACUUGUGGCCUGUACAGGUGGACGUCUGCAGCGACUUUCGAUCGACCUGGUGCCGUCGCAUUCGCAGUUUUCAUGUCAUUUUGGGCCGCGGCGUUCCAGCAACUGUGGACCGCCCACGCUUGGCAGCUGGACGAUCAGCGCGAUGACAAAACAGGAAGCGACGACGGCGCCCCGGACGUGUGCUGCCGCGUCGGUUGCGCCGGCCGGACCGGAAGUCGAGUACCGGCCGCCGAGGGACAACAGCCGCCGCCACCGCCGCAAGCCGAGCAACAACGGUUCUUGGUCAGCCGAGCCGCAGUGGCCGCGGCCAACAACGCAGUCCGACGGUGGUAUGCAGUCAAACUGGUGCCGGCCACGUUCCGGGUCAUUGUGUUUAUCGCCACGCUAACAGCCGUGGCCGCGGUGCCCGUACUGAUCGUCGUGUACCGCGGCCGGGCCAUCGGUUGGCUUAUGAUGGCCGUGUUCCACCAGGAGGAAGCGACCGCGCACCGCGAGAACGCCGCCGCGGCCGUGCACCACCGGCACCAUAGUUUCUUUCUACUAAACUACGCCAACAGCGGAGAGCUGAGCAACUGGAAGACCGCGGUGGCCGCCACGUGCGCCGCGUUUGUGCAGCUUACCGCCAUCGUGGCCGUGCACCGGGGCUACAGCGCGGUGGCCAAAUGGCUGACCAAGUACUCGUACCGAUCGGUGUACGACCCGGGAUUCCAGAGCCGUUACACCGCAUACAUGUCUUGCUUCGAUUCCGUCAACUACUAUUCCAGUUUGGUUUACAUCGCAUUUUUCAAGGGCCGGUUCGUGACCGGAGGCCGAGGACCACGCACCACGGACACCCCGUCGAGGCUGUCAAACGUAUGGCCGGUCACCAUGUUCCGAACACUAGUGCUGCACGUCAGGGAGGACGUGUGCGACCCGGCGGCCGCGGGCACGGGGUGCGUGCCUGAGCUGUGCACGCAGCUGGCCAUCAUAAUGGUGGGCAAACAGUUGGUGGACAACGCGAUCGAGCUGACGAUGCCGCUCGCGUUGAACGUGUGGCGCCGAUGGCGGGCCAAGGAGAGCCGCCGCCGGAAGAAACUGCACGGCAAGCUGCCGGAUACCAUCGCCGAGACGCUCAAGCACCCGAAACAGUGGCAACUUGACUAUCAGCUCGAAGACACCGGGCCGCUGGGCCUGUACCAGGAAUACUCGGAGAUGGUCAUCCAAUACGGGUUCGUGGUCAUGUUCACCACCGCGUUCCCGCUGGCCCCGCUGUGCGCCCUGCUCAACAACGUUUUGGAACAACGGUUGGACGCGUACAAAAUGGUGGCGGCCACACGGCGUCCCGUGCCCGCGUACUACUGCACCGACACGGGCACGGACAAUGCCCGGCCACGAGUCCCGGCAUGCUGCGACAACUGUAUCAAGCUGGGCACGUGGAUACGAGUGCUGAAAGUGUUGUCCGUCGUCUCUGUUCUGUACAACGCGUUUAUGAUCGCGUUCACCAGCGACCUGCUACCACGGUACGUUUACUCUCAAAUCUCGGCGGAAAAAAUGUCUCCGUUGGACGGCUACGUCGCUUGGUCAUUAUCUUCGAAAAGAAACGUAAGCGAAUAUUAUUACGGGCAACCAGAAGACAUGGUCAAUGCACCAGAAGUAUGCCGAUACAGAGGAUACGGAGCUGAUGCUGAAUCAGAGCAUAAUGACUACAGAAAAUGGCAAGUGUUAGCGGCUCGUCUAACUUUUGUCAUCGUGUUCGAGCACUGCGUAAUAGGAGCCAUCACGGGCCUGGCAUAUUUUAUUCGAAAAAUGGUCGCCAAGUACAAAAAGUUGUCGACGACGCGGGACAACGAACCGUCCGUAGCCGCCCGUGCGAACGGUACAGCGACAGUGAUCGACGGCGAACAAACCGUGGUCGACGGCACAGAACGAACGCAGUCAAACGAACGUGGCAACGAUCUGACGUCGUCAUCGUCAUCUGUAGUGAUAGUCGACAUGGAAGACGACGACACGAAUGACGCAGACGUUAGUGAAGACAUUCUGGAGAAGUCAGAGAACGCGGCGGCGGCGAUGCGUUGAGCUCGGUCGAUCGGUUCCACUACGCGCUACUAAUACAGUGUGAUGGGCAUGGCGCUCUCCGGAUCGUUCUAAACUCCUGUGCUGGUGAUUUCCCCGAGAAGUGCAGCUUGACCUGGG
This is a messenger RNA of Sipha flava (yellow sugarcane aphid), 3303 nucleotides long. Its product is annotated as anoctamin-1-like. Lineage: Eukaryota; Metazoa; Arthropoda; Insecta; Hemiptera; Aphididae. Bases 1 to 3186 code for a protein of 1061 amino acids. The record is from RefSeq and is a predicted model, not a curated record. The transcript is spliced from 14 exons. Gene Ontology annotation, biological process: chloride transmembrane transport. Gene Ontology annotation, molecular function: chloride channel activity; protein dimerization activity. Gene Ontology annotation, cellular component: plasma membrane.